Betta splendens (Siamese fighting fish) is the source of this 3158-nucleotide messenger RNA. RefSeq names its product SMAD family member 5 (gene smad5). The transcript is spliced from 8 exons. Gene Ontology annotation, biological process: SMAD protein signal transduction; cell differentiation; transforming growth factor beta receptor signaling pathway. Lineage: Eukaryota; Metazoa; Chordata; Actinopteri; Anabantiformes; Osphronemidae. Gene Ontology annotation, molecular function: DNA-binding transcription factor activity, RNA polymerase II-specific; I-SMAD binding; RNA polymerase II cis-regulatory region sequence-specific DNA binding. Bases 906 to 2324 code for a protein of 472 amino acids. The record is from RefSeq and is a predicted model, not a curated record. Gene Ontology annotation, cellular component: heteromeric SMAD protein complex.
CGAUCAAUAGGGAAAGCGGGCACUGACUGAACAAUCUGCUCUCCCAACGUUAUUCCUACCUAAUUAGCGACUCCUCUACGGACAUGGCUGUGAAAUAGUAAUCAAUAGUCGGACUAAGCGAAGUUAAACGGAUUAACUCGAAUAAUUGACUACAAAGGACGACAAUACACAACAAGCGGCAGUCCUCCAGACUGAGUGGAGCCAGCAACUUGUGAGACGUUCCAGAGCCGCAGCACGACCACCGACCCGGAGGACAUGGCACGGGGAGUAGGAGGGCAGGAGCGGUGGAAAACGGGAGAAAAUAGCGCAUAAAGAAAGGAGCUCGGCGUUAACACACACGGGGGAAGUCGCGAGCAUGGUUGUGUUCUUAAAAGAGGGCUGGUGAAGAGACAUCGUACAUUGUCUGGAUACGUCCGGUUUUAAGGCAGGAGCUGAAGAGAAGUGCUCAGUACGAUUCUAAGCCUAUCAACUUGCAUGGGGGAGACCUGCUUCAGUGUGUCAGCUCUACAAAGUUCUUGAUCUUUGCUUCUGCAUCGUCCACCCCCUCCCUUCAACAGUGGUGGUGACCCAACUCCGGACAGCUUGCUGCAGGGCCCUUCCUGAGCAGCAGCAGCUGCGUCCUGCUUGCUGACUCCCCUCCCUCCCCUUCUUCCUGUCCUUGGUCAGACAAGGCUACAGCUUUCCCUCCCCUUCCCCACUCCUCAUCUGUCUACCUCUCAUACUUUCACAUACUUGCAUUCACAUAUUGCAUAUUUUUAUCUUGUUGACUGCAUCCUCGCAUGGUUUCAGGCUACUAACAAUAUUGGAGAUCAUUAGAAAGGGACUUGAAGAUCCCUCUGACAGACUUGGAUUGACCUUCAACCACAGAUUUUUUUUUUUCCUAUCAUCUAAGUUCAACCUAGAGCAUGACCUCCAUGUCCAGUCUCUUCUCUUUCACGAGCCCAGCAGUUAAGCGGCUGCUUGGCUGGAAGCAGGGAGAUGAGGAGGAAAAAUGGGCUGAAAAGGCAGUUGAUGCACUCGUAAAAAAGUUGAAGAAGAAGAAAGGCGCUAUGGAAGACCUGGAAAAGGCCUUGAGCUGCCCAGGACAGCCUAGCAAGUGUGUUACCAUUCCACGAUCACUGGACGGCCGGCUACAGGUAUCCCACAGAAAGGGUCUGCCGCAUGUCAUCUACUGUCGAGUGUGGCGCUGGCCUGACCUCCAGUCCCACCACGAACUCAAACCACUGGACGUGUGCGAGUAUCCGUUUGGCUCCAAACAGAAGGAGGUCUGCAUCAAUCCAUAUCACUACAAGAGAGUGGAGAGUCCUGUGCUCCCCCCUGUCCUGGUACCACGACACAGCGAGUUCAACCCACAGCACAGCUUGUUGGUACAGUUCCGCAACCUCACCCACAACGAGCCACACAUGCCUCUGAACGCCACCUUUCCAGAGUCCUUCCAGCAGCCACACAGUGGGGGUGGCAGUAGCAGUGGUGGCGGUGGAGGCUCCUUUCCCAUAUCUCCCAACUCUCCGUAUCCUCCAUCUCCAGCAAGCAGUGGUACAUAUCCCAACUCUCCUGCCAGCUCGGGACCUUCUAGUCCAUUCCAACUUCCAGCUGACACCCCACCCCCAGCCUACAUGCCCCCCGAUGAGCAGCUGGGCCAGGAUAGCCAGUCAAUGGACACGAGCAGCAGCAUGGUGACACAGAACAUGGCCAGAGGAGAUGUUCAACCAGUGGAGUAUGAGGAGCCGAGCCACUGGUGCUCUAUUGUCUACUAUGAAUUAAACAAUCGUGUAGGUGAGGCUUACCAUGCCUCAUCUACUAGUGUGCUUGUGGAUGGUUUCACUGACCCCUCAAACAACAAGAACCGCUUCUGCCUCGGACUUUUGUCCAACGUUAACCGCAACUCCACGAUUGAGAACACCCGCCGCCAUAUUGGCAAGGGUGUGCACCUGUACUACGUGGGAGGGGAGGUGUAUGCAGAGUGCCUCAGUGACACCAGCAUUUUUGUCCAGAGUCGUAACUGUAAUUUCCACCAUGGCUUCCAUCCGACCACUGUGUGCAAGAUCCCCAGUGGAUGUAGUCUGAAGAUUUUUAACAACCAGGAGUUUGCUCAGCUUCUGGCUCAGUCAGUCAAUCAUGGCUUUGAGGCAGUCUAUGAGCUUACAAAGAUGUGCACCAUUAGAAUGAGCUUUGUCAAGGGAUGGGGAGCAGAGUAUCAUCGACAGGAUGUCACCAGCACCCCCUGCUGGAUUGAGGUGCACUUGCAUGGGCCCCUCCAAUGGCUGGACAAGGUGCUAACACAAAUGGGCUCACCUCUCAACCCAAUCUCUUCCGUGUCCUAAUAUCGUGAAAGGCUGGGAAAUCCCUUCUUUUCUUUUUAUAUCCCCCUGUGAUAAUUUAAGUUGGUCUUAAUGGCUGAACUGUUUACAUAAUUUUGGCUGGGGGUUCAACAUCAGCAGCCGGAAUCCAGUUGUUGAGUAAUGGUUACACCUGGAAGAAAGAGAGGAAUAAAAAAGAUGCCCCAGUAGCCAGUAUGGCACGGACAUGCUACUGCUUGACAAUGCAGCAAAACCUGCAAGAAUUGAGGGAUCCCUUGUCAAGCUUGAAUCUAUCAAAUUUUUUUUUUUUCAUUUCUUCAAAUGAUUUUAUUCCUCUGUGUAGUUUUUAAUGAAGCAGAACAGUUUCACUACUCUGCCUUAUGUCCGACACAUGAAUUGGAAUUUUACUUGUCUCAAUGUCCGAUAUUUACAGUUAAGAUAUAGACACAAUUGUUUACCAUUAGGCUCAGCUAUAACAAUGCUUUCUUUUUAUAGUCUACUGCUAAAAAUGAACACUGAGCUACUGCCUUUUAAGAAACCUGCAGUUUUUGAUAUGGGAAAUCAAUCACUGAACAUGUUUAACACGGCAUAAGCUAACAACAUUGUGAAUGUUACAUCUAUUGCAAUAGAAGUAGACUUUAAUGAUACAAUCUGACAUUGACAUGGUCAUUAUUACUGAUUCCUGUUUGUACUCUCAUUCAAGUAUGAGUGACUGUAUUUUCCAUACUCAUUCUAUUAACAAUAUUGUGCACUCAUGAAUUUUGUGGAGUCGUAUUAAAUGUUGUGGGUACAAGGCAUUAUGUUGAUGAAUAAUUGACUUCAUUAGCUCAAUGAAAUAAACAGGUAAUUGGUAAUAAC